CCCAGGGCCGCGCCGCCGCCGCCGCCGCCGCCGCGGGCCGGGUUCCCAGCGCCGCCCCAGCCAUGAAGAUGCAUUUCUGCAUCCCGGUGUCCCAGCAGCGGCCCGACGCGCUGGGGGGCCGCUACGUGCUGUAUUCCGUGUACCUGGACGGGUUUCUGUUCUGCAAGGUGCGUUACAGCCAGCUGCAUCGUUGGAAUGAACAGCUGAAGCGGGUGUUUGGAAAUUGCCUGCCACCCUUUCCACCAAAGUACUAUCUUGCAAUGAGCACAUCUAUGGCUGAUGAGAGAAGGGACCAGUUAGAACAAUAUUUGCAAAAUGUAACCGUGGACCCAAACAUGUUGAGAAGUGAUGUCUUCGUUGAUUUUUUAAAACUGGUGCAGCUGGACACAUUCAGCAUCACCACCAAGAAAGAAUCUCUGGAUAUAUUUCUGCCCGAUGGAAGGAACAUUAAAGUUGAAAUUCUAACAUCAGAUACUGCCGAAAGAGUCCUGGAGGUGGUGUCACACAACAUUGGACUGUGUCAGGAGCUGCUGGACUGCUUCGGCCUAUUUCUCAUUCAGUUUUGCAAAGAGGGCAGGCUGUCUGUCGUGAAAAAAUUGGCAGACUUUGAACUCCCAUAUGUUAGCCUUCGAAGUUCUGAAGUGGAAAACUGCAAGGUUGGACUCAGGAAGUGGUACCUGGACCCAUCCCUCGAUGCCAGGCUGAUGGACUGCAGAGCAGCUGUAGAUCUGAUCUACAUGCAGGCAAUACAGGACAUUAAAAAAGAAUGGGCCAAACCCACGGAGGUGCAGAGGCAGAAAUUAGAGGCUCUCCAGAAAGAAGACAACAGAACAGAGUUUUUAGAGCUCGCCCGGGAGGUCCGGCACUAUGGAUAUGUACAGCUGGAACCCUGCACCUGUGACCACCCAGAACCGGGCUGCCAGGCCCUUCUUUCCGUCGGCAAUAAUGAGAUCAGCUGCUGCAUAACCCUGCCUGAUAACCAGACCCUGGACGUCAUUUUCCAGAUGGACAGAGUGAAGUGCUGGCAGGUCACUUUCCUUGGGACUCUGCUGGAUACGGAUGGGCCACAGCAAACUCUCAACCAGAACUUAGAGCUCAGAUUUCAGUACUGUGAGGAUAGUCACUGGCGGUGGUUUGUUAUUUACACCAAACAGGCUUUUUUGCUAAGUAGCUGCUUGAAAAAGAUGAUCUCAGAAAAGAUGGUAAAGCAAGCUGCAGAGAACCCAGAAAUGCAGAUUGAAGUUCCAGAACAAGGCAAAAGUAAAAAAUACCACAUUCAACAAAACCAGAAAGACUAUUCUAGUUUUCUGCCAAGAAAAAGCAAGAUUAAGAUAGCUGAAGUUGACUGUGGUUUUGGGACCAUAAAGGAAGAAGAUCUUUGAAGACAAAGUCUAACUUCUUAAAAUGGUCUUAAAGGUGAUCUUGACCAUGAAAGGGCUUGAGAGUUGAAAGUGGGCUUCCUACCACCAAUGGAAGAAAUGUGAGCCUUCCCAUUUUUUUCCUGGAUGGACCAUAUUCAUCAAGACUACUUCAGAACUCUCUUUAUCUCAAGAUUAAAAGAAAAUGCAAACCAAAGUUAUACAGUUUGUAUUUAAUGAGUUAUAAAUGACAAAUGGUGAAUCUGAAACAAUUAGUACAAACCCCGUGCUUUUUUCUUCCCCUAAAAUAUAUAUUGACCUGGCUUCAUGAAGCCUUUUAUAUGUUCUGAUAUUGCAUGAAUGAAAGACCUAAUCUAAAACACUACAAAUGCACUUGGGGUUAAGAUCUGAAGACAUGACUCAUCAGCUGUGGCUCUAAGAAAUGGAAUAAUUGAAAAAGAAAUCUGGACUUCACUGAUCCGUCCACAGCAUCAGAACAAGAAGGUGAUGAAAUGCCAAUUUGUUUUCUUAUAUAACUCUGAGCCUACCAAUAAGGAUGUACUCAAAGUAAUAGGCUGCCCCAUUCUCUGUUUCUCCACAGUUGCAGUUGCAUUCUGUCCUUAGUAUACUGAGUUCAAUUCAACAGUCAUGACGCUAUUUUGGAUACUUUUAUUUUGGAAACCAAGGGGACCCUUCACUCAAUAUCAAAUAUCUUAGCUUUA
Messenger RNA from Cervus elaphus (red deer), 2080 nucleotides. RefSeq names its product sorting nexin 31 (gene SNX31). Bases 63 to 1382 code for a protein of 439 amino acids. Gene Ontology annotation, molecular function: phosphatidylinositol binding. The transcript is spliced from 14 exons. The record is from RefSeq and is a predicted model, not a curated record. NCBI's taxonomy places the organism in Eukaryota, Metazoa, Chordata, Mammalia, Artiodactyla, Cervidae. Gene Ontology annotation, cellular component: early endosome. Gene Ontology annotation, biological process: intracellular protein transport.